This is a messenger RNA of Diversispora eburnea, 993 nucleotides long. Lineage: Eukaryota; Fungi; Glomeromycota; Glomeromycetes; Diversisporales; Diversisporaceae. The record is from the annotation of a GenBank genome assembly.
AUGACAUUAUUUUACAGAAGAGCUUUUGAAUCUAAUGAAAUUAUUUCUGGCGACACUUCUGUUCUACCCGAAUCUUCAAAUUCUCCAAAUUAUUAUUCUCCUUCACCUAUUAUUACCCCUUAUCAUGACAAUCCAAGUGUUAUAUCAAUUGAUUCCAAUGCACCAUUAUUAUAUACAUCAUUUGAUGGUAUUGACGAUGAUGAUAGAUGUGGAAGCGACGACGACGAAGGGUACAUUAAAAAUAAGUCCUCGAAACAUAGUGCAAAAAAAUUAUGGAUUGUCAUCGGAAUAUCACUGUUCUUUUUUUGUAUAGAACUUUCUGGCGGAUUUAUUACUGGAAGUUUGGCAUUAUUAAGUGAUGCGUUUCAUUUAUUGAGUGAUGUCGUUAGUUUUGCGAUUUCGCUAUUAUCUAUAUAUCUCGCACGACGACCAGCAACUAAAUUACACUCAUACGGAUUUCAUCGUGCUGAAAUUUUGGGAGCCUUAACAUCAAUUGUACUUAUUUGGCUUCUUACCGUAUCUCUAUGUGUGGAAGCAUAUGAUCGUAUCAAAAAUCCCAAAGAAAUAGAUGGGAAAAAAAUGUGUAUUGUGGCUAGAGUUUUGAUUUCUUCAAUAGCUAUUAUGAUUGAUCAGAAAAAUACUUGGGUUGAUCCGUUAUGCACAUUUUUAUUUUCUGCUUUAGUAAUGGCAACAACUUUUGGAAUAUUUAAAAAUGCUAUAAGAAUUUUGAUGGAAGCAACUCCAUCACGUAUUGAUGCACAUGCUGUUCAGAUUGAUUUAGAAUCAAUUGAAGGAGUAAAAAGUAUUCAUGAUUUACAUAUUUGGGAUUUAACUGUGGGCAAAACAGCUCUCACUGCUCAUCUUCGUCUUCAUGCAUAUAAUCCAGAUGAACGUGCUGAGCCAUAUAUGCCAUCUGUUAUAUUAUCCCAAGCCAGACGUCUUCUUAGGUUAAAAUAUAAAAUUUUAUCAGUAACAAUUCAGAUUGAUUCAUAA